AUGAGAGCAGUUCGCUUCCAUGGAAGGGAGGACAUCAGGAUUGACGAAGUCGAAGAGCCAAUCUGUGGCUAUGGUCAAGUCAAGUUGCAAGUUGGCUCGCGAUCUAUAGGGCUCGGGUAUAUACACGAAUACCUGGCCGGUCCUAUGGCAGUCCCUGUCACCCCGCACGCAGUAACGGGGGAAAAACUGCCAACGACGCUGGGCCACGAGUUUAGCGGCACAAUUGAGGAGAUUGGAAGCGGCGUUACAGGGUUAAAAGUCGGUGAUCGAGUAGCCAUCAAACCUAACUUGUCAGACGGGACAUGUUCGAGGUGUUUAGUAGGAAGGUUCAAUUCGUGCGAGAACCUAGGUUUUAUUGGGUAUAGUGGUAAGGCAGGAGGCCUCUCGGACCAUGUAGUCGUCGACACGAAACAUGCCAUACCACUCCCAGACUCUAUCACCCUCGACAUCGGCGCUCUGACAGCGGGUAAUACAGCAUUGGUGGAACCACUCUCAGUAGCAUGGCACGCCGUCAGCCGCAGUCCUCUGCAGGAACACGACACGGUGCUAGUAGUCGGCGCCGGACCAAUCGGGCUUGCAAUUAUUCAAGUACUACGAGCGAAGGGUAUCAGCAAUAUCAUCGCAGUUGAAGUCUCCGAGAAACGAAGAGAGUUUGCUCUCAGCCUAGGUGCAACGGAGGUCCUUAAUCCGCUUGAAGUGGAUGUUGUCGCACGGGUGCGUUCUGUGACUGGGGAUGCUGGUGGUGCUUCUAUUGCUUUUGAGUGUUCUGGGGUACAGGCUGGGCUUGAUACUGCCAUGCAAGGCCUCCGGGUACGCGGCACUACGGUUAUUGUUUCGCUGUGGGAGCACAAGCCUGUUAUUGAUGCUUUUGCUGUUGUGCUUGAUGAGAAGCAUGUCACCGGGGCUGCCGUUUUCGAUGAUGGGGAUUUUGAGGCUGUUAUUGAUGCUAUUGCUUCGGGUAAAAUCCAGCCCCGCCCCAUGAUUACUAGUAAGAUCCCAAUGGAGGAUAUCACCGAGAAGGGUUUCAAGGCUCUCAUCGGUGAGAGGGAUAAACAUGUCAAGAUUCUGGUUGAUAUUUCUGCAUGA
Molecule: messenger RNA, 1086 nt
Organism: Penicillium antarcticum
Lineage: Eukaryota; Fungi; Ascomycota; Eurotiomycetes; Eurotiales; Aspergillaceae
Product: 2,3-butanediol dehydrogenase
Exons: 6
Coding region: 1-1086 (361 amino acids)
Biological process (GO): butanediol biosynthetic process
Cellular component (GO): cytoplasm
Molecular function (GO): (R,R)-butanediol dehydrogenase activity; zinc ion binding
Source: RefSeq, a predicted model, not a curated record